Oryza brachyantha (malo sina) is the source of this 1545-nucleotide messenger RNA. RefSeq lists its product as uncharacterized. NCBI's taxonomy places the organism in Eukaryota, Viridiplantae, Streptophyta, Magnoliopsida, Poales, Poaceae. The transcript has 2 exons. The record is from RefSeq and is a predicted model, not a curated record. Bases 118 to 1404 code for a protein of 428 amino acids.
GCCGGCGUUUUCCCCACUCUUCCCUCCGUGAAGAGAGAGAUCCCCAUCCGCCUUCGGGGAAGGUAAAGCCGCGAGACCCCGAGCUCCAAUCCUUCUCGAAGCUUCUAGAUUCUUCCCAUGGCCCCCUCCUCCUUGACGCUGCCCCUCCUCCUCCUCCUCAUGCUGCUCCCCUCCCCUUCCGCCUCCGCCUCGUUCUCCCUCGCCACCGCUUCCUCCAACGCCUCCCUCCCCACCCUCAGCGAGAGCGAGGGCGACCCGGAGCCGGAGCUCGCGCGGGAGCAUACCUUCCUCGAGGAGGUCAUCGAUUCCGUGUCGGAGAAGUACGACUGGGACCCGGACGCGGAGGUCCGGGUCUGGCCGCUCGACGCCGACACCGCCCGGGUCGGCGCCGUGCAGCGGUACGAGUUCCGCGCCCGGGCGGGGUCGGCGUCGGCGCUGGUGCGCCUCGCCGACGAGUCCGUCGAGUGGAGGCGCCCCGCCGCGCCGGCUGUGGAGGAGGUGGACGGGCCCGGCGGGCUGGACAUCGUCCCCGGCGAUGGUGUGAUGGGGUUCCAUCCGGGCGUGAGGGACGUCGACCUCGUCGGGCCAGUGGAGGUGAGGGUUGCGAGCGAUGGGGACGGUGGCUCCAUCGAACUGCAGUUGCCGUCGCGGAAUGCCACCUAUGCAGGACUGAAGAGGUUACAUGUUGCUGCUGGGGUAGCGUUGAAGGUUGUUGGUGCACGGAAAGUUUCCUUCACCCAUCCUCACAGUAUAGGUCUGUUAACAAAUGGAAGCCUAUCUAGUAACAAUGAUCUAAGCCGAAUAUGGCCUCUCAGCUACGCAACUUGUGCUCCAAUACUUCAAGUCAGUGUUGUAGGAUCAGUCCUUGUAGUUGUUAAUGAAAGCAGUCUGCUUGGAGCCCAGGUAAAGACUUUGUUGAGAUCACAUGGCACCAUGGAAUUAUUGCCAGAAAAAUGUGGAGUAAAUGUACCAAACCGGUUGAUCUCAGCUUGUGUGUUCUGCUCAAUUAGUUCAAGACUUCCAAGGCUUGAUAAAAUCUUGAAGACUUGGUUUAGCAAGAAAAAUGAGGAUAACAAAUCCAUGCGCUUUAUUCAAGCUAAAGUGACAUCGAUACCUUUGAUAAAAUUCCGUUUGGAGCUUGAGAGGGACAUCACUGAAGAGGAUGGACUCUGGGAAAAUAUUUCAGAGUGGAAAACAGUACCUAUGGUCCAGCGAGUCACACUUGAUGUUGUAGCUAGGGUUGAAGAAGGAAGGCUGAAGGCUAUGUCAGUGAAGAAGGUUAAAAGACCUUUUCCAAUAGUGGACGCUUCUUCUUGGAGCAGCCUGACUUCAAACAUUUCUUUCACAAAGUUCAUGUCGUUUGUUUUGCCACCAGAACCGUUGACACUGGAUGUAAAGUGGUGAUUCUUUUGGUUCACAUUUACUCAUAGAAAAUUGCACAUAUUUAUCAAAUCCAUGUAUAAUUGACUAGGCUCAAAGAAAUUGUACCUGAAAAUGGGAUCUGAUUGUACCACUAUAUUAAAAUUUUGGAUUGUCCAUGACUAA